AUGAAGAAUAGAAUCUCCAAGGAUGGCUCUUAUUAUAGCAGAGAGAAUAACAAGGGAUCAGACCCAAUCAAGAACAAGAAGUUUAUGAUUAUGCAGACGAAGAAGAAAAACAUGAAGAGGUUGGGUGGUGGAGGUCUUUCCCUCGAUUCCUUCGUUAAUGCAAAAACAAAGAACGACAACUACAACCCUGCCUUUAUCAAGAAGCAAAGAGAGUUCUAUAAGAAUGCCAAAUAUGUGCGCAAGUAUAAGAAAUCACUGCAGCAUCAACCCGGACAGGAUGAUUCUUCCUUGGCUACAAGACCGCUACAGGAUGAAAAUGAAAAUGGAGAAGCUGGAAAGAUGAAUCAGACACACAAGAAGAACCAGAAGAAUAGUUCUUGCAGUCUGAACGAACUGUAUGAGAAGAAGCAGGUUGAAGAUGAGAAGGCAAGGAUUGAGAGGGAGGCAAUAAAUCGAACAAAAGAGGAAGAAAGGGAAAGAGCCUUAUCUCGAAGAAAAGUUUUAAGAGAGAAAAUGCUCAAGAAAACGAAGUUUGGUCAGCCUGUCAUGAAGCACAGAAUUGAGCUUCUUUUGGAGACGCUUCAAGGUUCAGCAACUUAG
This is a messenger RNA of Ilex paraguariensis (yerba mate), 600 nucleotides long. Lineage: Eukaryota; Viridiplantae; Streptophyta; Magnoliopsida; Aquifoliales; Aquifoliaceae. The record is from the annotation of a GenBank genome assembly.